AUGCUAUUAUACCCCGUCGGCGACCAGUUGUGGCAUCUGACUGCUGGCCACUGGUUGCACAUCAAAGCGACGUAUCGCUCCUCCAGCACCGAGGCCGCCACCUUGCGUUUCAUCAAAGAGAACACGACAAUCCCGGUUCCCUCGGUGCUCGCGCACUUCUCGUGGUGGUCGGUCGACUAUCUCGUCAUGACUCGAGCCAGCGGUGUGCCUCUCGACUGGGCCUGGAGCAAGCUAUCGGAUUCCCAGCGUCAAGAUAUUGUGGCACAGCUGGCGGACUUCGUAACACAGAUGCGCGCGUUGCCACCACCGGACGAGAGUCGUAUCUGCUCGGUCAUCGGUGGUCCCAUACGUGAUUCACGCGCGUAUACAGGCCCCGAAUGCGGUCCAUUCUCAGACGAGGCCCACUUGAACCUGCAAUUGCGUAAUGGUCGCCCAAUCGAGGACUUUGCGCAGCGGUUUCCCGCACUGCCCUCCAUGCAUCGAAGGCGUCACCCGAUUGUAUUCACUCACGGGGAUAUCGCCCCUCGCAACAUAAUGGUCAAGGGUACGAGAGUGACCGCUCUCUUGGACUGGGAAAACGCAGGGUGGUAUCCCGCGCACUGGGAAUACUGCAAGGCAUAUUGGGCGUCUUGGGGUCCCGAUCACUCUUCUUGGUCUGCAUACUUUUCUCAGUUUAUACCCCGCUUCCAGGAGGAAGCAGACGUCGAUUUACAGCUGUGGCAGGAGACAUGGGUACCCAGCACCCGAGUCUAG
This is a messenger RNA of Schizophyllum commune H4-8, 753 nucleotides long. RefSeq names its product kinase-like protein. Bases 1 to 753 code for a protein of 250 amino acids. The transcript has 2 exons. Lineage: Eukaryota; Fungi; Basidiomycota; Agaricomycetes; Agaricales; Schizophyllaceae. The record is from RefSeq and is a predicted model, not a curated record.